Messenger RNA from Pieris rapae (cabbage white), 1087 nucleotides. RefSeq names its product circumsporozoite protein. Lineage: Eukaryota; Metazoa; Arthropoda; Insecta; Lepidoptera; Pieridae. The record is from RefSeq and is a predicted model, not a curated record. The transcript has a single exon. Bases 65 to 613 code for a protein of 182 amino acids.
CUGAAGUUCGAUUUAAUUUCAACAGAAUAAUACAGUUGGUUCGACGUCAUUUUUGUGCUUAAACAUGGCAACUCAUUAUUAUUGGGAGAGAACAAAGGCAUGGAUGCUCGAUAAUAAGAUAAUCGUACUUCUCUCGUUACUGUCAUUUUGUCUGUUUGUCUCAACGUUGGCGAUAGCUGGUCAAAGAAAUCGGCUCAAUACGGAAUUAAAUGAUUUGAAGAACAGUCUUACCACAACCUCAACCACACCACCACCUAAAAACGAGACAGAUACAGAAAACGGCGAUGGUGCCGGUAAUGGAGGUGGUAAUGGGGGUGGUGAUGGAGGCGGAAAUGGAGGUGGAAAUGGAGACGGAAAUGGAGGCGGAAAUGGAGGCGGAAAUGGAGGCGGUGAUGCAGGCGGUGAUGCAGGUGGAGAUGCAGGCGGUGAUGCAGGCGGUGAUGCAGGUGGAGAUGCAGGCGGUGAUGCAGGUGGAGAUGCAGGCGGUGAUGCAGGCGGUGAUGCAGGAGGUGAUGCAGGCGGCAAUGGAGGUGGAAAUGGGGGUGGUGAUGGAGGCGGUAAUGGAGGAAAUAAUAAUAGCACUGGCAAUGGAACGCUUCCGGAGCAAAGAUAAAAUCAGUGCCAAAACUACUUUAAGUGACAAUAAAAGUAGUGUUCUCCUUAGGAUUAAAAUGUGUUUGUUGUGAUGAUUUUUUUUAAUAAACAUAAUAUGCAUAAACCUUUUAUAUUGGUAACUAAUACAGGUUUUUAUUGAAAUUUCUGCAUUGGUUUCUGAUGUGCGUACCUAUCUAUACCUUUCGAUGCCUUCUUCACCUGAAUUGUGCUCUGUUGCACAAUCGCAUUAAAUUUUUUAUUGAUGACUAACUUUUAUUUGUCGUUUUGGUACAAACCAUUGCAAGUCAAAUUUCGAAAAAUAUUCAAGGCUAAAUAAAUCAUUAUCACAACAGAUUACAACUAUGUCGGCCCUGAAAUAAUAUUCAGGAAAUAUGUUUGUUGUUGAUAAUUAUAAUUUCAAUGGUUGAAAGUUACAUUUCACGGUAAUUGUUUUCUAGAAGGAUCUAUUAUUCCAAUAAAGUGUUAUUAUUGA